CGUCACUUCCUGGAUGUGAGAAACCAAAAUGACAGCUGAUUUGUUUUCUUCAACAAGAAGAAAAUAAAGUCGAUAUUUAAGCACGGAGGGUCACCUGCCAAUCUGGAGCAAGCCCCGUUUGAAAAGAAACAAGAUACAUUAAGUGGUCACUGUGGUUAAAGAACGGUCUCUUUAGUGGAGAUUCCAGGACUGAAAUGAUCAAAAUCAUUCUGGUGAAGGUGUAUGGAGUUUUAAAACACAGUGGAGCACUUCCUGUAUUACCACAUGACAUCACAAGGUGUAACAGAAUGUUUUCUGUUUGAAAAAAAGAACUCACAAAACAAUGAUGAAACAAAACACAACUCCAGAGCUUCGGGGCAGAGCCAUGGAGUCACUUGAAGACACAGAUGGCCGCUCUUUUGUGGAGGUGAUCAUUGAAAAGUACAGCCCUGAGAACUUUCCUUAUCGCAGGGGUCCUGGGAUGGGAGUGGUCAUGAUAACCACACCUCAAGGCUCUCCCAUGAAAGACCGCCUUAACUUGCCAAGUGUGCUGGUGCUGAACGGCUGUGGCAUCAGUCGAGCCGGAGACCAAACCGAGAUUGCUGCUUUCUGCGCUCAUGUGAUGGAGCUGGACCUGUCUCACAAUAAUCUGCAGGACUGGCAUGAGAUCAGUAAAAUAGUAUCCAACAUCCCCAACCUGGACUUCCUGAACUUGAGCUCCAACCCUUUGGCGGGAGUCCCUCUGGACCCUCAGUGCGUCGAGGCCUUCGCGGGUGUCCGGCGACUCGUGCUCAAUAACACCCGGGUCUCUUGGGACACUGUGCUGCAGCUCACGCAGGAGCUGCCUGACUUGGAAGAGUUGUUCCUGUGCCUUAACGAGUACAGCCGUGUGCAUGCCCCCCGUGUCCCCUGCCCCUCCCUGCGCCUGCUCCACAUCACCGAUAACAGCCUCCAUGACUGGGCCGAGGUCCGAAAGAUUGGCUCCAUGUUCCCCAGCCUGGACACGCUGGUCAUGGCCAACAACAAUUUAGCCUCAAUUCAGGACAACAAAGAGAUUCUCCAACGGCUUUUCCCAAAUUUACGCAGCAUCAACCUGCACAACUCAGGUCUAAACCAGUGGGAGGACAUAGAAAAACUGAAUUUCUUCCCAAAGCUGGAGGAGGUUCGGCUGCAGGGAAUUCCUUUAUUACAAACCUACACCAACGCAGAGCGACGUAGCCUUAUGAUUGCACAGUUGCCUGCUAUUUCAACACUAAACGGCAGUGUGGUCAGUGACAGUGAGAGAGAGGAUGCAGAGAGAUUCUUUAUUCGUUACUAUGUGGACUGCCCUGAGGAAGAGCUCCCCUGCAGAUACCAUUGUCUGGUCACUAAGUACGGAAAGCUGGAGCCGCUUGCUGAGGUUGACCUUCGACCCCGCUGUCGUGCUCAGGUGGAGGUGCACUGUGACGAGAAGGUGGAGCAGCUGAACAUCCGUUUGGACCAGACAGUGGCAGAGUUGAAGAAGCAGCUCACCACAGUGGUACAGCUCUCUGCAAACAACAUGAGACUUUACUACAUCGACAAGGGCAUGCCCUUCGGUCCAGAGGAAAUGAAGUACAACACACGGGCCCUACACUCCUACAGCAUCCAGGACGGAGAUGAGAUCCUCGUCGUGCCCAAAAAGAAGUAAAUUUAGGUAUUUUUGACCAGACUGAGAAGAAAAUCUACUGGAUUAUAAUAAUAUUACUGAUGAGGAUAACCUAGCAGCAGCAACGGGCUAUUUUUAAACAAAGAUGUAAUUGACAAAGACACUGCCUGGAAAAGCAAUCUGGACAGUGUUUAGGCUUAGAUUGAUUUAUGUGCACCAAGUUGGACACUCAAUAAUGGCUUAAAAUGGCUCGGUGAAUUUCCGCUUUGUAGUUGCCACCACAUACAAUUGCACAUGUAGAGGAAAGAGGGUUUUCAAGAGUUAUAAUAAACAACUUCUCUAGGUUGUACAGCAAAGAUAAAAAUCAAUAAAGAGGUGAGAAUCUCAUGUAGAAAUAAAAAGUAAUGACCCUUAUAAUUACUGAAGUAAGAGUAAAAAGUAUAUGGAGAAUCUUCUACUUGAAUACUUAAUGACGGUUUGGAUGUAAAAUGUAUUUAAAAUCUGGUUUGUGAUUUAUGAGGUAAUGUAAUUGGACAGAGAAAACAUUUUAAUACACAGAUUCUGCUAUUUCCAAAGAAUUUAACAGAAUUUAAAGAAUUGUCAACAUAAAGUUUUCUAGAGUGAUGCGUGGUGGAGUAACCAAAACUAUUUUCAUCAUGUAAGAGAACUGUAACUUCAAACUAAAUAUUUCUCAAGUAGAACGUAUGGUAUUAUAAAACUCUGUAAAGUAAAAUUUUGAACAGAGACAAUGUAACAGAGUACUACCCACCUCUGGAAAAAGGCAUAAAACAAAGUAAUCCCAGCAGCAGGUUCAUUAUAAUACCUAAGGUCUCUAUAUAAAGUUAUAAGGCUCUCUGACUGUCUAAAAAUCUACCAUACUGUGUUGCACUAGUCACAUAUGCAGAGAUGUACAAUGUAUUCAUUCACACAUGCCCUCGCAGCGGCUGUUCUUUGUGUGCUGCCCCCUACUGGCGUCUUUCCUGCUACUGCGCACUGCCACCUGCCACAGAGCUCCACCUGAACUGAGAAGUGGUGACGCAAACGCCCAAACAAACCGCACACGCCGCGGGAGACUGAAAGACAAUCUCUCUGUAAUGUACACGCAAGUGCAGGUUUCCAUUCAUUGUCUGCUCCUUUGCUUGUUAAUGAUGUGCUAUAAGCUGUUUUUUUCACAGUUUCUCAUAUAAAAUGUGUUUUCUUAUAUCAUAGAAUUUAAAUAUUUCUAUAUAGUGGCAAACUACUGACCAAAAAUAAUUCAAAACACCUUUUUGUUAAUGAGCUACUUCUCCUGCACAAAUAUUAAAGCAGACCUAUUAUGCAAAAUUGACUUUUCAGAGCUUUUAACUUGCUAUAAUUAUUCCCCCUUCUCAUUUACCCUCUUGAAGUUGUAUUUGGAGUGAUUCAUGCAUGUUUAAGCAAUCUUUAAUCACUUAUUUUCAAAAUGCCAUAUUCCAGACAUACGCCCACUGCUCUGUACUUCAUUCUCCAAUUUUAUUUUAUUUUCAGUAGCGUUUGUGGUCAUUUUGGUAUCAUUGAAAAAAAUCUGCUCUUAUUGGGCACUGCAGUUUUUGCAGAAGUCAGCAGACUUGUUUCUUUUAGUCAUUUUAGAUGAAUAUUGCCAUUUAAAAUGUGUAAAUUAUAACAUAAUGAUUCAUGGUUAUCGUAGAUUAUUACUACAUAGCAAGGUCAAGCACAGUGGGUCUUCUUUAAAGGUACUCUAGGUAAGUUUUCUGGUGAGGGGAGCCUGCCUGUCACCUACUUAUCACCAUGGAGAUGUUAUUGCUCUGCCGAGAAUGUUCCACAGUAUAGCUCAGUUCAACUCAACCCUACAGAUCUGACCUGUAACUUGAGUUGUCUGUCUACUGCUUGCCUCUUUGGAGAUAACAUUAAUAACAUACAUAACAUACAUUAUUGCUGUUCUGUAGAGGAUUCUCUGCAAAUUAAUAACAUCUCCAAGGAAACAAAGAGGUGGCAGACUGUCCACUAGAAAUGCAUAAUGCAGCUUUAAGCAUCAUUAAAAAAAGUAAGACCACGUUAGUUUAUUGCAUUAUAAUGUAGAAAAAGCAUCCAUGUGAUUUUAUUCUGUACUGUACCAGACUUGCCUGGAUUAUUGAUUUUCUUUUAGCACAGCACAGAGGAGAGGGUUCCUAACUGUCUUACCACGAUGGAAACUAACAGCCAAUAGGUCAGUCCACAAAAUUAAAUAUUCACAGAGCUGCUUGGAAAUCACUGAGCUAUCUUUAGACUGUAUACAAACAAAAUCUCUUUUGAUUUUAAGCUGCAUAUGCAAAGUUAUUUUUUGUAUUACUUUGUGUUGAGUGGAGGAUAGGGCAUUAUAUUAAAAGUGUAAUACUUAUUAAUGAUAGAAAAUGCAAAGAUAGUAGCAGUUUGUGCAAUUUGUGUCUUAUCGGAAAAAAUACUGCAUGAAACUGCUGGAAAAAAACGAGAGCAUCGAUAUUUGGCGUGAAGUAAAAUCAGAGGGUUAGACCAAGAUUGAUGUUUUUAAGAUGCAAUUAAAAUUGUGAAAAAUUAGGUUAUGUUUACUUAGGUGCAAAGAAGGAAUAGCCAAUAUAUCGUGUUUGAUAAAAUAUUAAUCUAAUUGUUCUUGUUUCACAAUUAAUCUACUCUAACUUUUUGUAUCUUUAUAGAUUUUAAGAAGUAAAUAAAACCAUUUCCUUCUUCUGAAAGCUCACACACUGCACUGUGAUUGGUUCAAUUCUCCUGUUACUCAAUUCGAGCCUAACAGAGGUUGACCAAUAGGAGUGGAGUGGGUGAGAAAACAGAUUUGAGGAUAGAUUUGCAUUAACAGAAAAGCACUAAAUCUUGAUAUGACCAUAAAAAAGGUAAAUAAACCAGAUUGUACUUUUAAUUUCUAUCUUCAUAUCGUCCAGAUGAGGGCUAGUGGGAGACCAAAGAGGAGAAUUAUGGGUUUAGUGAAAGAGGACUCAAGAAGCUCAAGAAGAUUUUAUAUAAACAGAUAAACACACUUUGAAAUGUUUUAUUUUUAGGUUAUAAUCAAAUACAUAUGAAAAGAAAAUGACUAUGUACAAAAAUCUGUUUUUGAAGAUUUGGGAUUAUGUUAGUUCAUGUUUGUCCUUAUUAGUCUUAUAGAGGUCUUAUACAUUUAUAACUACCAUAUAUCUAACUAUCACACUUAGUGUAUCACUACUGAAAUACUUGAAUAAUAUAUUUAUUACAGUUUAAUAUAUGGGCACUACAGAUUUAAAGUAUUUAGUGCACAGUUGGUUACCUGAAAGUAUUAUAAAAGUGUGACACAUUUGUCUGCAUUAUACCACUGUUGUUUUUAUUGUAGCAUGAAGCAGUCACCACAACCAACCAGCCAAUAACAUCCUGUCUGGAGUCUGGACCAGUUGUAUUGUCUAAUCUGCUGAGGACGUGUUAGGAGUGAAAAUGUAUUGUGUGUCAGUGUAGAGACUGUGUGAAUAUGCAUGUUGUUUGUUUAGUUUAAAGCUGCACUGCGUAGUAUUUCUAGUGGAGGGUCCAUCACUCGCUUAUCUCCAUGGAAAUGUUAUUGUUUUUUCUAGAAUGUUCCACAGUAUAAGUUAAACCCAUCUAUCACCAGGGAGACAAGCAAGUUACAGCUUUACUGUACAUUAUCAUUCAGAUCUGUAGACAGUCUCUCCUAUACACAGAGGAAUUCUAUUGCUAGAUGAAUAUCUUUAAUGUCUUACCAUGGAACAUUCCAGGCAAAGAACAAACAUCACCAUGGAGACAUGCAGAAAGGGGACCCUCCACCAGAAAAGUUGCGCAGUGCACCUUAAUUUUAUUCCUUCCUGUGGUUGGUGUUUUUAAUUGAAAAGUUUUGCUAGAAUUAUGAAAGUUACAUAUUUGAAGUAUGUAUGUAAGAUUGCUGCUUUUUCUCAAUUGUUAACUAAUUACAAAUCUUGAAAUUUAGGUUAAAAUCCCAAUUGAGAGUAUCCUGAAAUAGCAUAGCUUUCAGGAUUUCAUGCCAAUGACAUUGAUAUUACUAAAAGAGUAUUGUGUGAAUAACUGGAAACAAGUCAUGCGGUGUUUAUUUAAAAUUAUUCUGACUGAAUGAGAAAACAACUGAUGAUUAGAUGUUUUACAGGUUUUAUUUUUAAAUUUGUCGUACAGAGGAAUAUAAUUUUUUUGCUGUUGUAGCAUUGUGCAAAGAGAGAAUUGUCCUGUUAUUGUUUAUUAUUGCUGAAAUCUCCCUCAUAUCUCAUACCUAGCCCAAAGCACAUUGUUUUAAAGCACCAUGUAGAAUCAAUAGCAAUUACCUGCCACUAAAACUUAAUUGCCUCACUUGCCUAAAAUGUCUUGUAUGAGUGCACAAAUGGUUAUAACCUUGGUCAUUUUCUAACACCACUCACCAGUACCUAAGCUAAUCAGUCCACUCAAUAACAUGUCACAUCCAUUCAAGUGUAACUGAAUUGUCUGUUUUGAGAGUAUGAGACGAGAUAAUAAAAGAAUCAGAAUCAA
Boleophthalmus pectinirostris (great blue-spotted mudskipper) is the source of this 6070-nucleotide messenger RNA. RefSeq names its product tubulin-specific chaperone cofactor E-like protein. Gene Ontology annotation, biological process: protein folding. Bases 323 to 1648 code for a protein of 441 amino acids. The transcript has 12 exons. The record is from RefSeq and is a predicted model, not a curated record. Gene Ontology annotation, molecular function: alpha-tubulin binding. NCBI's taxonomy places the organism in Eukaryota, Metazoa, Chordata, Actinopteri, Gobiiformes, Gobiidae.